Chiloscyllium plagiosum (whitespotted bambooshark) is the source of this 659-nucleotide messenger RNA. The record is from RefSeq and is a predicted model, not a curated record. NCBI's taxonomy places the organism in Eukaryota, Metazoa, Chordata, Chondrichthyes, Orectolobiformes, Hemiscylliidae.
UGUUCGACUGCGUGGUGACAUCACUGAAGAACGUGUUUAACAUCCUGAUAGUCUACAAACUCUUCAUGUUCAUCUUUGCAGUGAUCGCCGUACAGCUCUUCAAGGGCAAGUUUUUCUACUGCACAGACAGCAGCAAGCUCACUAAAAAGGAAUGCAGAGGCCAGUAUGUGGUCUACGAGACUGAGAAUAAAGUGGUUGAUCGCGAGUGGAAACGUUACGACUUUCAUUACGACAACGUCGUCUGGGCCCUGUUGACGCUGUUCACUGUCUCCACCGGAGAGGGCUGGCCUCAGGUCCUGCAGCAUUCGGUGGAUGUGACAGAAGUGGACCAAGGACCCAUUCCAGGCAACAGGAUGGAAAUGUCCAUCUUCUACAUUGUCUAUUUCAUUGUCUUCCCCUUCUUCUUCGUCAAUAUCUUCGUGGCGUUGAUCAUCAUCACAUUCCAAGAGCAGGGAGACAAGAUGCUGGAGGAGAGCAGUCUGGAGAAAAAUGAGAGAGCCUGCAUCGAGUUUGCCAUCAGUGCCAAACCCUUGACAAGGUAUAUGCCACAGAACAGACAGACCUUCCAGUACAGAGUCUGGCACUUUGUGGUGUCCCCCUCUUUCGAGUACACUAUCCUGACUAUGAUAGCACUAAACACCAUCGUCCUCAUGAUGAAG